UAUUGGUGGAUAUGAACUGUCAGUGACUAUAAGAGGUCACCAUAUUAAAGGUAGUCCUUAUCAACUGUCAGUAAAAGCAUCAAGAGACUGUACCACACUAACUAAGCAGAGAUCCUUUGAUGUGAGGUGCAGUACUCCUGGUGUUGUUGUUCAUACUAAUGGUAAAAUAUUUGCCAGUAGUUAUGAUGGGUUUGUUCAGGUAUUUAGUGAGGAUGGUACUGCAGUAAGAAGGAUUGGAUCUAAGGGUAAUGGUAAUGGACAGUUUGAUUGGCCUUUUGGUUUAUUGCUGGUAGGAGACAGGCUCUAUGUGUCUGACCUUAAUCUUCAUCGUGUGCAGUAUUUCUCAGCUACUACUGGUCAGUAUAUUGGUCAGUUCGGUAGUGAUGGUAAUGGAAAUGGACAAUUCUCUAGUCCUCGUGGUGUGUCUACUGAUGGUAAAGGUAAUAUACUAGUAGCUGAGUACAGCAACAAAAGAGUACAAGUGUUUAAGGAAGACGGUACAUUUGUACAAGUCAUACAAUGUGAUGGUAAAGCAUCUGAUGUAGUAGUUGAUAAUGAAGGAAAGAUACACGUUACUAUUCGUGAUCAACAUCAUGUUCAAGUCUUCUCUCCUGAUGGUAAAACUCAUCUUGAUACAUACAAUAAUCCUGCUGGUAACUUUAAUUAUCCUCAAGGUAUUGCUAUUGAUGAUGAAGGAUAUAUCUUUGUAUCAUGUAACAAUGGCUAUCUUCAUGUAUUGAGACCUGACAAGAAACAAGUCAAAUUAAUCUCAGGAUUAUCUGAUCCAUGGGGAGUAGCACUGGAUAAGGAUGGAUAUAUUUUUGUUGCUGAAUGGGGAAACAAGUGUAUAACGAAAUAUUAA
Molecule: messenger RNA, 862 nt
Organism: Amphimedon queenslandica
Lineage: Eukaryota; Metazoa; Porifera; Demospongiae; Haplosclerida; Niphatidae
Product: protein lin-41-like
Exons: 1
Biological process (GO): protein polyubiquitination; proteasome-mediated ubiquitin-dependent protein catabolic process
Molecular function (GO): protein binding; ubiquitin protein ligase activity
Source: RefSeq, a predicted model, not a curated record